This is a messenger RNA of Nezara viridula (southern green stink bug), 7835 nucleotides long. The record is from the annotation of a GenBank genome assembly. Lineage: Eukaryota; Metazoa; Arthropoda; Insecta; Hemiptera; Pentatomidae.
AUUUUUCCUCGAUUGGUGCGUGGACAUUGACUAUGGUGAUGUUUCUUGACUUUGUCCUCACCCUUAAUUUGCACAUUUUAUCACUAAUAGGCUGGAAGUCGAUUAUUGAACUAAGCAUUUUUUGAGAAACCAUAAACCCUGUUCCAAAUGCGUACUCGUCUACACUUCCACUGUAGAAGAUGUCAUGUUCGUUUAAUACGCCCAUUACAGUCCAGCAGACCCUUUGCAACGCGGCCAUAUCCACUUAUCUAGUUGAUCCGACAGUUCCUUCAAUGCACCAGGUCAGUAUAAUGAUCGUACAUUACAUGUUCCAAAAAGAAGUGAUGUUUUCCGAAUUCCAAGUCGCUGGCGUUUAGUAGUCCGAUUUACGAGGCAAGAUUGUGUUCUCGUAACUCGGGUGUUUUUUAACGAUGGGUGAGUAGUCAUCCCUACCCAUCAACCUUCCUCCUUUAUCCGGGCUUGGGACCGGCUGCAGUCCUAGCGUGACUACUUCCACAGGCGGAGCUAGGAUUGAAAAAUGGGUGUUUCAUACUUGUAUACUUUCAUGAAAAAUAUAGAGGCGUUGCGGAAAGUCAGUAUUUCAGAAGAAGCUGAUCGUUACAAGAGGAAUGAAAACAAAUCUCCUGUUAUAGCUGUGGAUGGAAUUAAUUUAAUCUACUCGCUAUAUUCAUAUCAUCAUAUUCCUUGGGCAUAUGGAGGGCAAUUAAAAGAAUACAUGGGACAUUUUGAAUGUUUUAUAGAAUCUUUCCAAAGGGAAGGCAUAGAUUUAUUUUUUUUUUUUGAUGGUGCAAAUGUCAUGUUUAACAUUGAUGGAUGGAUAAAACGAAAAAGAGACACUGUCAAAGAAGUCCAUGAAUUUUUUGAUAAAAUUGAAAAUGGUUUAGGUGUUGAGAAAGUUGAAACAAAUGCAAAUUGUUUAGUUUUACCAAAGAACAUUUUGGCUAUCACAAUAUUUGUAUUGAAACAAAAAGGAUGCAAGGUCAAAAUAACUUUAAAUGAAUGUGAUCGUGAAUUGGCUUUGUUUGGACGGGAAAAUAACUGCAUGGGUAUACUUGCAACAGAUACUGAUUUUAUCAUUUAUGAUACUGUCAAAAUAUAUUCCACAAAAAAUAUGAACCUCAGUGAAAUGAGUUUUUAUGUAUAUGAUAAAAAUAAGGUUCAGGAAAAACUUAUGCUUAAAUCCAGUGAACUACCACUAUUUGCAAGUUUGGUUGGUAAUGAUUACACAAAUUCAACAGAUCUGAAUAAUAACUCUUACAAGAAAUGGUUUAAUCAGAAUGAUACAGUAAAAAGAUUUUGUGGAAUAGCUGAUUACAUUAGGAGACUUAAUUUGAAGAUCCACAAUGGUAGACUGUUCAAAAAUGAUAUCACAAAAAUUUCCAGAGAUUUUUUUAGAGAAGAAAAAAUGGCUAUGAUUCUUCAAGAAAGUCUUAAUUUCUACCAUCUAAGAUCAGAAGGAAAUGGUUUAGAUUCAAUAAUGUCUGGUAUAUCUGAUUACAAAUGGAGAUCCAUCAUUAAAAUGCUUUAUAAAGAAUUUUCCUGUUAUAGUAACUAUCUAGAUAUUUUAAUUAGACAUUGCUAUCAAGAUUGUAUCUCACUACAAGAUUUCACGCUCUCCGAUAUCCCAGUUGCUGCAAAAGUUUUGAAACCACUUAGAGAAAGAUGGUAUGGCAUUCUCUUAUAUGAAAAACCUGGCUUAAAGAAAGUAACAGAGUGGCUUAUUGAUGGCUAUGAGAGCUUAGCCAAACCUAAGGAAGUUAGUCCCCAAUUUCCAAAAGUACACCAUCCUGGUUUAAUCUCCCUUAUUAGAGGCCACAACAAAGAAGCUAAUUGGAAUCUACUUGGGGAUACUUUUAAUUUAAAUCCUGGUUAUUUGAAGAAUUUUCCUCUAGAUUUAUUAAUUCCUGCAUUGUCUUUUCGAUAUUUAAAGGAUAAAGUUAUCAUUCAUAAAUGGGAAGUUAAUGCAUUAAUAUUAUCAGCAAUACUUGUCAGAUAUUUCAAUGCCAGGCAAUUGAGAUCGAUUAAGUUGGAUCAAGUUAAAUCAAGACCUAUUAGACUUUACAAUUUGGUUACUUGUUCUUUUGAAGUUGUUUUACAAAUAUCUCAGGUUUUAGCCCAUCUAAUUCCUGAUGAACUGAUUUAUACAGGCCAUUCUAUCAGAAAAUUUCAAUUCUUAUAUAUUUUUUUAUAAAAGUAAGGUAUUUUUUGUAUAAUUAGAAAUUGGAGACCAGAUUUCCAUGUUAUUGCACAUUUUAUUCACUUGCAUGUAAAAACUUCAAAUCUGAUGAUCUAUCCAUUUCACAAUCUCUAUAAUAACAUAUUGAAAUUUGAUAUUGCACAUUUUGCUGUCUUUGCUCUAAAUUGCACGAUUUUGAUUUUUUUUUGCUACAAAAUGCACAUUUUUGCAACAUUUGUUGAUUGAGAUGAUUUAUAAAUAUCAUACAUAUGUGCACGUAAAUAAUUAUGUUUUUAUUUUACUAUCUUGUCCAUAUUAAAUUUAUUAUUGUGUAAACAUUUAUGAGGAAAGUAAAUAAUUCUAUGACUAACAUCAAUUUGAAUUUAAUGUUGCAAAAGGAAGUAGUAAACAAAGUGGGAAAUAUUCUUGGAAUAGAACUUGCCUAAAUUUUAGAUAACAAUAAAAAACUGCUUUCCUAGAAUAAGCUUUUAUGUUAGAAAGAAUUUAUUGUUAAUGUUUUAUCUUUAAUUCUCACUCAUUUUCAGUCUUUUAGUCUCCUUCUGGCUUUGGAAUGAAUUUUAGUAAUUUCAUUAUAAUUAAAAAUUAAUAAAUAAAAUUGAAUAAUACCGAAAAUAUGAUCUGGUCUCUAGGAUCUGUAAAAAUUAAAAUCUGGAUAUCAAAUUACUCUUGAAAUUUUAUGGGACUGUUAUUGGCCAUGGUAAGUUGCAUAAAAUGGGGGUAAAAGGUGUCUUCUGAUUUUCUUGUAUGGGAUAUGUAUGAUAUGCAAAAUUCAAAUUUUCCACCUUGGCUAACUCCCCUCCUCCCAGCCCCUGUAUCACUUUUGAAUUUACCAAAAACUGCUAUAUUUUAAUAUCUUUUUUGAACUUUCCCCAUUUUGUCCAUGAAGGAGCACAUUUUCGACAAAUACCGAUCUAUACAAUUUUAAACUAGAUUAAAUAUGCUACAAUUUAGGACCAAAACAUUAAUUAAAUUUAAUGGAUUUUAAGAUAUGGGUUUUCAAAUAUUAGAAAAUUUUCUGAACUUGAAAAUUUUAAGCCAUUUUCCAUGUUUGAUCAUAUGCAAUUGUCUUUAUAUCUUUAAUAACCUGUCUGAUAUGAGUCAACGAAGUAAAUAUUUAUUCAUUUUAACAUUUUGAAAGAGGGAUGAGGGAGGAGAGGAAAGAUUUGGGAUCACUGUUCAAAACCAUAUGACUAAAAUUGUAAUACAAAAUGUAUUUAACAAACAUUUACAUUAGUUGUUUACCAAAAUUGUAAAAGAAGUGGCUUAAAAUUUUGAAAAUUAAAAAUGUUAAGGUAAUUUUCAUUUUUAAAUUUUUGAUAACCUGUCUUAUAUGAGUUUGUGAAGUAACUAUUUAUUCAAUUUAACAGAAGGAGGAUACAUUGCUAUAUGAAUGGAGAUAAAUAAUGAGAGAUAGAAACUUAAUGUUGAUAUAUAAACAUAAAAAUGAAUUAAAUAUUUUAAGCAAAUUGAUAAAUAACUGAGCUGGUAAGACCUGAGCCAUUUGUUGUGUUCGAUCUUCUUCCUAGUAAACUAGCGUGUAGCAAAAAUAUAUAUCACUUAUAACACCUUUCAAAACUCUACUCGACUCAGUUGAAGCCAAAGUCCUGAUGGAUAAUAAAUGGUUGAUUUUAUCAUUAAUAUUGUGUAUUUAAAAUAAGUUAUCUUUAGUGUUAAGACCUGAAAUUCUCACUACAUUGGAGCUGGGAUCAUCAGCGAGUUCUAAGUGUUCUAGGGGCUUUUUAUUUUAUUAGGGCUCGUUGACAAGGUUUUACUUAUAAAUAUUUACAUUCCAUUUCAGAAGGUCCAGAACAAUGAAUAUGACUCUGAAGGAGUGGGAUUAGCGGCUUUGUUUGGCCCUGGUCCUUCGAAUCGGAGGAAACACCCUUAAUUCACAUUUUAUUUAUUUCAUUUACUCCUUGUGUAUAUAUUUGAUGCCAAUAAAUAAAAUUUAUGUUUCAAUUUCAGUCGUCUGGUUGUGAACAGUAAUUCCGCCCUUUCCCAUCAAUACAUUCCUCCUCCCCCCCCCACCUCUUCUGUAUCACCAUGGACAUAACUCCUCCAGUUCGGGAAUUUUGGAGGCAGCUGAGCAAAUAACUAUGGGAACGGCAUUUGAGGCAGGGUUUGAAAUCAAUAAUUAAAAAAAUCAAAACCAAAUUUGAUCAAAAUUUUUAUCUUCUUCUUUCUCAAUCUCCUUUGUGCUGUUAAGUAUGGAGUCUUGAUAGUCUUGAUCCACCUUCGGUAUAUGUCUACCUAUCCUGGGCCUUUCUUUUCAUCUUGCUCAGUGUUAACCCCCACUAUUGUCCGAGUCUAUCCAUAUAGCUAUUAUAUGUGAUUCUCAGACGUCCAAUCGGUCUCUGCCUCCAUCAGCCACCUAACUCAACGCUCGUUCCCCAUCCUGCAGACAUGUCCAUACCACUUGAGCUGGCAUUCCUCUAUGACAUCCCUUACAUGUAUAAUUCUAAGGGUAUCUCUAAUUCUAGUUCUGUUCCUUACGCAGUAUCUUCUUGUCUUUCCAGCAACUCUUCUGAGAUAUCUCAUUUCUGCUGAUGUCACUCGUGAGACAUUCUUUUCCAAGAGUACCCAGUUCUCAGCUCCAUAUAAUAAAACCGGUAGGAAGACAGAUCUAAAGAUGCCAAGCUUCGCUUCUUUGCUCACUUCUUGCUUGCCCUCCAUUGUUCUGGAAAUUUGGAAGAAGAGCUGAUUAGCACUCGAUGCAUAACUUCCUAGUCCAUCUUCCCAUCCUGACUGAAGACAGUUCCCAGAUAUUCAUAAAUCCAUAUAUUUAUGGAAUACAUUUCCAUAUAUUCCUGCCUUUUAUUUUUCUGUUACAGAUUUUCAAUUGACUUCCUUUCAUAUACCUUUCUCUUAACUUUUAUAGAAUUUAUAAUUCUGGUCUCAUCAACCAGGAGAUUGUGGUCUGUCUCCAGCUCUGCUCCUCUAAUGAUUUUUAUGUCUGUAAAGUACUACUUGAGGUCUCUAAAUAACGUAGUCAAUGAUGCUUGAACCUUCUUGUCUUUGAGCUUCAAAAGUUACCUUGUGAAUCCUCUUGUGGUUAAAACAGGAAUUUCCUAGGAAAAGGUCAUUCCAAUCUACCAAUCACAUCAUAUGACCGAUUAUGGUCUUGCCCAGUUCUUGCAUUUAGGUCUCCCAUGAGGAUGAUACUUUUAUUCCUAGUGGUUGCUGAGUCAACAGUUCGCUGAAGUUCCUCAUAGAAGUUCUCUUUAUCCCUGACACUGUUAUUCUCUGUAGGAGCAUCAUAUAACUGAAUACACAUAACUUUUCUCAUCAUGAUUUGAUAUCCAUUACUAUGAUUCUGAAGAUAUGGCCUCUCAUUUACAUAUCCUGUUGUACAGCUCGUCUCUCAGGACAAAUGCCACUCCCUCCUUGGAUCAUCCUGCAUUUAUCCCUGAUAAUAUCGUUACAAAUCCAGAUGGCAAAUUCCUGCUUCCCCAAUUCUUCCUCCUUGCCUCACUCAGAUCCAAGAUAUCCACCCUUGAUCUCCUCAACGAGCUCUGCCUCACGACCGGUGAGCGUUCUAAUAUUCCAUGUAAUCUUAUGUCUUUGUCCAUGCCAUCUCGUUUCCUUGUUGACUGCCCAAUUCCAGGUCUAUCUUUACCACUUUGAAUCUUAUAUAUUCUGGGUGGGAGAUUGGCCCAAGCCUCAGAGGCCCCGUAUCCUCGGGAUAAUUGGACUCCAAAAUAUUUAGUCCCCCUCAAAAGGAAAGGUGGCCAGACUAUACCUCCUGAUGCUGGAUCCCCCAACCUAGAGGGCUAGUGGCUGUUUGCAGUCAUUUUUUUGCCUCAUUAUUUUUAUCUAGAAUUCAAAAAAUCAUUUUAUGAAUAUUAUUAGGAGCGAUUUUUAUUUUUGAUCAUAGGUGAUAAAAAUCACCCUGAUCAUUAUUUUUUAUCACAAUUUUUAUAACUAACAAUAAUAAUAUUUCUUGAGUAAUAGUUUUUUAAACAAGAAAUAUAAACUGGUUGUCAUCUCUAUGAUUUAUUUUGAGUCUGGAGUAGUUGGUGGAGAAUAUUGCUGUCAACUAUUAGCAACAGAACAUCUUAAUUUCCGAAAUUCAUUAGAAAUUUUGGCUUACAAAAAAAAAAAAAAAAAAAGAAAAAAUAUAUAUAAUAUUUAAAAGGUGGAAAUUAAUAAUAUAUACAUACAUAUUAAUAUAUCCUUUAAUUUGUGUGUAAAAGAUGAUUUUUAUUUUCUGAUCACAAUUUAAUCAUUAUUAUUUAUGUAAAACCUCAGUGAGUGAUCAUUAUUUUUAAUCAAAUCAAUAAAUAUCAAAGAUUCAUUCAAAUUUUUAUUUUUAAAUCAGGCAAGAUUUUUAAAUUGAAAAUCAAAUAUAAUAAUUAUUAUAUGAUUUUGUGGAAAAAAUAAUUAUCGAUUUCAAACUCCUGUUUGAUUUCUUGAACUAUUCCUCCCAGCUGGUGAUUGAAAAGAAUUAUCUGUUCUACUGAUUGUUUGUAUAUUGGAUGAAAAACUGCAGUUGGUUAUGCCCAUUUAACAUAAGAAGACAAGGCCUUGUGAUCCAUAUCUAAAGAAGAUGAAACUUAUGUUUGAUUUUUAUCGGCAACUUAUGCAUUCUCUAUUUUGUCGACACCAAUUUUGCCAGAAGGCAAAGAAGGUCGAAAUAAUUAAAACUAAAUACUUCUAAUUCACACAUGAUGUUCUUCCAAUAGUACUAAAAUUUUAUUAUUAUUAUUAUUAUUGUUAUUUUUAUUUUGUCUCAUAGUUCAUAGUUUAUUUCAACUCUAUCAUUUUCAUCUGUAUUCUUUUUAAGGCACUUCCAAGUAAUUAUCAAGAUGGAAAAUUAUUUCAAUUGAUAUAUCUAUUGAGUUUAGAUGAUCAUAUGUCUUUAAAAGAAAUAUUGAAAUAUCUCUUUGAUUCAUUUUUGGAAAAUAAUAAUAAAAAUAUAGUAAGUUAUUAAAAUUAUAAAUUCAUCAUUACUAUUAUAAUUGUUAUAAACAUAUAGGUAGAUAUUAAUACAUUCAUUCAGUUCCAAGUAAUUUGAAAAACUGUUUUAUAGGGGGUUUUUCAGUUGAUAGUAAUAAUAUAUAUAUAAAACAGAGUGUCCUUUCCAAAAGGACCAUCCAUACCAAAAGUGUCAUCAUCAAUUUAUUAUCAUAUAUUUAUAGUCAAUAACAAUGAUAGUAAUUAUGUUAUAAAUGGAAAAAUCCAAACUACAAAGUCAUGAGUCUCCAACAUACAGGGGAAUAACUAUUUUAAUUUAAUAUAUGUUAAUUUUUGAUUAUUUGUAAAAAUGUUACUAUUAUUAUCAUUGACUAUAAAUAUUAUAACAUCUCUCUUAUAUUUUACAAAUAAUAAUAUGAUUGCAAAAAUGGACUGAGUGAAGAAGAAGUAAAAUCUCAUUGUCCUAUGCCACUUAUGUCAUUUAGAAGACUGGAUUUCACAAUGAACUGUCCAUUUUUUUUUUUUUUUUUUUUUUUUUUUUGGGUCCUUCCCUUCCUCGCCGUUAAGGCUAUACGGGAUUUUCCCAGGCCAGGGAGUGUGGGCGGGGAUUUAAAAGACUCCCCCGGCACCGGGACGCGAACUCGUGACUAUUUUUAUAUCUUUGAUUCAUAUAUCAGGUUGCCAGGCAACAGCGGUGCAGUGCACACGCUUUAGCCCAUUCGGC